UAAGAAAAGCAAAAGCCUCUCCCGUGGCUACUGUGUGCAUAACCCCCCAAACACGCACAGAUAAAAGAAAAACAUAAAUAAAAAGCGAUAGCGAGAGAGAUAUACUACAAUCUUUAGAGAGAGAGAGACACACAGAGAAGAGGGUUUCCGAAACUUCUGAUAAAUCUUCACCCCGCUGCGGAUGAUUCAUCACACAACUACAAUCCAAUUCGAAUAACUGCACUACACGGCACACUCACUCUAUUUCGUGCUUCGUGCGUGCGUGCGUGCGUGUGAGAGAGAGAGGGAGAUUGUUUCCGUAUUGUAUAAAUUGGAGUGGAAAAAGAGGGGGAAAGUGAUUGAAGAAGGAGAUACGGUGAGGAGUAGCCCUAGAUCUGUCGCCGAGAGGAUGAGUACAAGCAGGGGAAGCGGCGCGGGGAAUGGGGGCGGGGUACAACUCAUUCCCGCGGGGGCGCGGAAGGUGGUGCAGAGCUUGAAGGAGAUAGUUAACUGCCCUGAGGCGGAGAUCUACGCUGCUCUCAAGGACUGUAAUAUGGACCCUAACGAGGCUGUCAAUCGUCUCCUGUUUCAGGAUCCUUUCCUUGAGGUGAAGAGCAAACGAGAAAAGAAAAAAGAGGGUAAAGAUAACUAUGACUCUAGGCCUCAUGGUGCUAAUAAUAGUUCAACUCGACGCAGUAGGAAUGGUGCAGAUAGACAUCUUGGCCGUGGUGCUUCUGCAACAUACAGUGCGUCUGCAACAUACAGUGCUUCUGAGUCAAUGCAUGGAAAGCCAACAUAUAAGAAAGAAAAUGGAUCGGCUUCUUAUAAAAGUAACUUUUCUUCAGCACCCGGUGUGUCAGCAAAUAAUAGAAGCCAAGUACCUUCAGGCUUCAGUGAUGGCAGCACCACUGAGAGUAAAGGAUCCUUGUUGGGUGCAGCUGAUGGUAUGCCUUCUGUUGUAAAGACAGCUUCUGGAUACCAAUCUGCGUGGGUGGGUGUUCCUGGUCAAGUUUCCAUGGCUGAUAUUGUGAGGAUGGGCAAACCGCAUAAUAAAGCAUCUCAUGCUCCAACUGCAUCUCAUCACAACAUUCAAGACACUCCUGCCACUGAACCAUUCCCUCAUCUAAGAUCUGCUUCAGAUCAUGCUUCUAAAGCUAAUCAAUCAGAAUUUUCUUCAGUUCAGCAUGCUCCCAGCACUGAUGAGUGGCCUGUAGAGAAGCCAGUUUCUACACAUGUGUUACCUGUCCCAGAAUAUACAGUUGAAGCUGAGCUGUAUCCAGAGGAGUCUGGUGUAUCUGAUGGAAUCGAUCACCAUUAUGAGGAAGAAGAGGUUCAAGAAAGAGAAGAUGAUAAUAAUGGAAACUCUGGUGGAAAUGAUUUGGGUUCUGUUUCUGUACCCAAUAAGAAGAUUCCGGAGAAUGAUUCAAGAGGUUCAUCACUAUUUGAGAAUGAGUUGUAUCAAAAUAUGGCUUCGUACCAGUCUGAGGCUCCUGAGUACGAGCUUCAUGAAGGUGAAGAAGUUGGUGCUUCAGUGGCAUCAGUCACCCGAAAUUUUGAACAGCUAACUGUAGAAAAGGAUGAUACAGGGUUUCAAUCUGAAGAAAAUACUCCUUCGGUGGUAAUUCCUGAUCAUUUGCAAGUUCAAGCAGCAGACUGUUCACACUUGAGCUUUGGUAGUUUUGGAUCUAGCAUGAAUGCUUCAUAUCCUUCUGGAGGUUUGACAUCUGCGCCUGUAAAAAGUAACUUGGAUGAGGGACAUAAUGAGGCUGAUACUUCAUCAGCUGGGCAUGCGGAUACUAGACAGUCAGAGUAUUAUACUGAUGAUUCUCUUAGGGAUACAUCCGAUAGGUUCCAUAUCAAUGGUUCGAAUGGUGCCAUUGCAGGGACAUAUGAUGCACCUUCUGCUUCACAGCCAGAAGAGUUGAAGCCUGAGAGUACUGAAGUGGCUCAUGGAAAUCAAUAUUCUUUUCCAUCUGCCAAUCCUGGUUAUGCCUUAGAUGAUGCUCAAAGACUGAAUGCUGCUUUUAAUGAGACAAGUUCCCAGAUGCACAAUCUUGCUCAAUUUUCUAAUGUUAUGCAGUCAUACCCAAAUUCGCUGCCAAGCACAUUGUUGACUGGAAAUGUUCACUCUGCUAGAGAAUCUGAUCUUCAAUACUCACAGUUUCCCGUCUCGCAUUCGAUGUCUGCAAAAUAUGGGAACUCUGUUUCUUCUGUCGGUGUUUCAUCAAUCUCUAUGUCUGAGGCUUUGAAGACUGCUAAUUCAUCAUCACAGCCUACUCCACAGUCGCAUUCAGGAACGAGUGUAGCGACUGGACCUCCUCUGCCUCAGCAGCAUAUUGCUGUACAUCCAUAUUCUCAGCCAACACUUCCUCUGGGACCGUUUACCAACAUGAUUAGCUACCCCUACAUGCCUCAGAGCUACACUUACAUGCCUUCUGCUUUUCAGCAAUCAUUUGCUGGUAACAGCACGUACCAUCAGUCCCUGGCUGCUUUACUUCCUCAGUAUAAAAGCAGUGUUGCAGUCAGUAGUUUGCCUCAGUCUGCUGCUGUCCCUUCUGGAUACGGUGGUCUUGGAAAUACUGCCACAGUUCCCGGAAAUUAUCAGAUGAAUGCUCCUGCUGCCCCAUCUGGAUCAGCUAUAAACUAUGAUGAUGUUUUGGCUCAGUACAAGGAAAAUAGUCACCUGCUUGCGCUUCAGCAGCAACAACAGCAGCAGCAGCAGGUAAUGCUUCUUGUUUUAUUUGUGCUUGAAUUGAUUCCAGUUAAUUUCUGUGUCUUGAUAGAAGUCUUGCAUAAUAACUUCUGGCAUUCUCUCAGAACGAGAACCAAGCUAUGUGGCUUCACGGGCAAGGUUCAAGAACGGUGCAAGCUGUUCCAUCCAAUGCGUAUUACAAUUACCAGGGACAAAACCAGCAGCCCGGUGGUUUCAGGCAAGCUCAGCAGCAGACGCAGAAUUAUGGGGCCCCGGGUUACCCAAAUUUCUACCAUUCGCAGGCCGGGAUCUCCCUCGACCAGCAACAAAACCCGAGAGAUGGCGCGCUUGGUGCCCCUCAAGGACAGCCUAAGCAGUCCCAGAUGUGGCCCAAUGGUUACUAAUUAGCUCUCGUGCUUCUGCAACAAGUGUGAAGCAACCCUCUCAAGACGUUCUGGCAUGGUAUGAUUUUCAUUUGAGAUGAUGGGCUGUGCCUGUGCACGUGCCUCGAAGGUUGCAUCGCGUGCUCGUCAGUCGAUGUAACUUAGAGAGAGAUAUGGCUGCUAACUGUUGUGUUGGUGGAGAUGUGUUUUUCUCUUCCACUUUCACUUGAUUUAGAUUCACUUUUCUUUAGAGAGAGCUGCUUAAGUUAAAUGUCGAUUGUCUAAUCACGUUUUUUCUCUUGCUUUUCAAUUGAAUCACUGUAUCAUUUCGUUGUACAAUAGGAAUUAAGUUUUGGUUUA
This is a messenger RNA of Salvia miltiorrhiza (redroot sage), 3414 nucleotides long. RefSeq lists its product as uncharacterized. Bases 389 to 3079 code for a protein of 896 amino acids. The record is from RefSeq and is a predicted model, not a curated record. Gene Ontology annotation, molecular function: protein binding. NCBI's taxonomy places the organism in Eukaryota, Viridiplantae, Streptophyta, Magnoliopsida, Lamiales, Lamiaceae. The transcript has 9 exons.